Messenger RNA from Magallana angulata, 2157 nucleotides. RefSeq names its product acetylcholine receptor subunit beta-type unc-29-like. The record is from RefSeq and is a predicted model, not a curated record. Gene Ontology annotation, biological process: chemical synaptic transmission; nervous system process; monoatomic ion transmembrane transport. Gene Ontology annotation, molecular function: extracellular ligand-gated monoatomic ion channel activity; transmembrane signaling receptor activity; neurotransmitter receptor activity. Bases 281 to 1480 code for a protein of 399 amino acids. Gene Ontology annotation, cellular component: neuron projection; membrane; synapse. Lineage: Eukaryota; Metazoa; Mollusca; Bivalvia; Ostreida; Ostreidae. The transcript has a single exon.
UUCCACGUAUUUAUUGUAUGUCUUAUAAAAGCGGUCGGUUCACUGACCAAGGAUAAUGGGCCGAGAAAAUUGUCAACACUGAUUUCUGUCAGAACUGUAACUCGUAAAAUGAGGUCAAAUGCACUGUAUCAGACGAACUCCUGUGAGAACCACCGGAUAUAGGCACCAUUAUUCAAUUAUGGCUAUUUUAAUGUAAACUGUCAUCAGAUGUGCUUACUAUUUACCCCGUGCUUAUAAAUUCAAGCAAAGAAUCGAGACUGAAAUCUGUGCAGUUAUAACCAUGGAGAGAUUGCACCUGACCUUCAGGACGCUUUUACUGUUGUGUGUGGUAUACAAUGUAUAUACAUACAAUAUUACCGACGAGGACCAGCUCCACAAAGAUCUGUUCACUAACUACAACAACGAACUCCGUGCUGGAAAUGACCGGGACUUUCCACUCAACGUAUCCAUGACAUUCUAUUUGAUGGCCAUCAAAGAAUUCGUGGAGGCCACGAGUAAAUUCUCGGUGAAUAGUGUGUUUAUAAUAACGUGGCGAGACGAACGAUUAUCAUGGAACCCAGCGAUGUACCAAAAUAUUCAGAAGACAAUGGUUUCUCAAAAUAAGAUCUGGUUGCCAACCAUGGUUACCUCAAACCCUUUUGAGGAAGCCCAGGGACUUGGAAGUGAUUUGGUAAAAGUUUUUCUGUACAGUGAUGGUUCGUGUGUUUGGGUCAUCAUGCAGUCUUUCGAAGUUAUAUGUGACGCCAAUGUGAAAUACUAUCCAUUCGAUAAGCAGUUUUGUUCGAUCAGAUUUGGUACAUACUCUUUUGACUCGAAUUGGCUUAAUAUAACGUUUCCAAAUUCAGACAUCAAUUUGAUUUACUAUGAGGAAAAUGGCUUAUGGGAGAUCGAGGACACCUUGGCAUUUAGUACUGUCGAUCGCGGCGCCGCGGAAAUCAUAUUUGGAAUAUACUUGAAACGUCGAUCUACUUAUUACAUAGCCAGUCUGUUAGUCCCUAUGACGUUUGUAGCUGUUUUACAGUCAUUCGUUUUCCUACUUCCGAACGAGUCGGGAGAGAGGAUAGGAUUUUCCGUGACAAUGUUACUGGCGAGCGUCGUGUUUCUGACUCUUAUUCAGGAGAAACUUCCGGAAUCAUCCGAGCCCAGCGUCUCCAUACUGGGUUACCUGUUGCUAGGAUACAUUUCCCUUGGAGGUGUAGUUACUCUCGUAGUCAUUAUUAGUUCUAAUCUGUAUAUUGAAACCAAACCUGUCCCAAAAUGGCUGCAGCAUCUCUGUUGUGAAAGACAAACUGACUCGGAUGGUUCUGAAUUAUACAGUAUUAAAGAUGUCCCCCCUGCGCAACGGGAGGAUGGUUUUAAAGAACAAUGCGAGUUGUGUUGGAAGAAAAUUGGCAUGAAGUUUGACCGAUUCUGUUUUGUAAUGUCUAUAAUUUUGUAUGUUGUACAAGUUAUCAUUUUCAUUGCUAUCGUACGUGAUUGACAAGGCUUUGGAGAUGUCGCCAAAGUCAAAUGAGUUUAUACAGCAUCAGAGCCUUUAUUCAUAUAUGUACAUUGUAUACGUUUUUUGAGUUUUAAGUUAAAUUUAGAUAUCUUUUUGUCUUGAUUGUUAUCAAAAUAAAGUUUCAUUGCAAGUCAAAUUUUGGAUCAUGAUAACUUUAAACAGGUCAGAACCAAUCUACGAAAUGGGAUAUAAUGCCCUAAAUGGGAUAAAAAUUUGAAGAGCAAAUUUUAAAUGUCUGAUUUAGAAAUUUAUAAAUUAAUCCGCAUAAAUUCAUAACCAAUGCAACAACUUUUGGUUAGCAACUUUUGUUUGUAAGAUUGACACCCAAGAAGUUAUGGAUAUACUGAGGGAUCAGUAUCUGAAACAGUGGGGUUACAAAAUAAAAUUGACCAAUGGUUGUUACAUAUCAUUCAGUCUACUGCGGAUUUGACUCAUAUUUUGCAAAAUAAAAAAUUUGUCUUUUUUUGCACUUCAAAUUUAUAUCCCAUUUGGGAUAUUAUAUCUAAUACAGACUAUUUUAUUCCAUUUGGGAGAUUGGUCCCAACCUUCAUGUAUUAAUUAAAGGAAUUAACAAGAUUCAAAUAACCUGAGUAUGUUAGCUUGAUCAAAUGUUAAUCGGAUUUAAAUACGAAUAAAAGUGAGCCUUAUUUUGACAA